AUGGACGGACUCCGGUUUCUGGUGUUGUCGGCGCUAGUUCUCUCAGCCUCUGUUUGUCACGGAGCAAGUCUCAAUACGAACGAAACGGAAGCCCAGCAAUUUCUGGACGACUAUAAUGCUGCUGCAAUAGAUGAUUACUAUAUAUCGUCCGAGGCCUCAUGGGCCUUGGACACCAACAUUACAGAAUACAACACGCAAAAAAUGCUUACAAAUGUCAGUGCACAGCUGGAGUCCAUCUACGCGAAAGCCAAAGUGUGUCUGUCGAGUGACAAUUGCGUGUCUUUGGAGCCAGACCUGACCCGCAUAAUGGCAAAGUCCAGGAACUACACGGAGCUGACCACAGUGUGGAAGAAAUGGCGAGACGUCUCGGGAAAAGUGAUGCCGCAACUCUAUUCUGAAUACGUCGAUUUGAACAAUGAUGCCGUCAAACUUCUUGGUAACAUGUGGGCACAGGAGUGGAAUGAAAGGAUCGACAUCUUGAAGCCGUUCAAAGACAAGGAUUCUAUGGACGUCACUGAAGAGCUGAAACGUCAGUGUUUCCCAUUUUGGUAUAGUAAUCUAUGUUUAAUUUUUAUUUUCAGGAUCAAAAUGUGCACAGACGUAACACACGAGGACUUAAUGACUAUCCACCAUGAGAUGGGUCACAUCCAAUACUAUCUGCAAUAUCAAAACCAAUCCGUUCUUUUUAGGACAGGGGCAAAUCCAGGCUUCCACGAGGCUGUUGGCGAUGUGAUGGCGCUGUCCGUAGGAACACCGGAGCAUCUACGAACGAUCGGGCUCUACAAGAACCAAGACAACGACGAAGAGACGGAUUUGAACUUUCUAUUGAACAUGGCACUGCAGAAAGUUGCUUUCUUGCCAUUUGGGUAUUUGAUUGACCAGUGGCGGUGGAGCGUGUUCAGGGGGGAUACGACCCCGGAGAGCUACAACGAGGACUGGUGGAGUCUCAGGUGCAAGUACCAGGGCGUGUCGCCGCCAGUUCGUAGACAGGACACAGAUUUUGACCCAGGUGCCAAGUAUCACGUGGCCAGUGGUACCCCCUACAUCAGGUAA
Messenger RNA from Aplysia californica (California sea hare), 1053 nucleotides. Its product is annotated as angiotensin-converting enzyme-like. Gene Ontology annotation, biological process: proteolysis. Gene Ontology annotation, cellular component: plasma membrane. The coding region runs from base 1 to 1053 and encodes 350 amino acids. Lineage: Eukaryota; Metazoa; Mollusca; Gastropoda; Aplysiida; Aplysiidae. Gene Ontology annotation, molecular function: peptidyl-dipeptidase activity; metallopeptidase activity. The record is from RefSeq and is a predicted model, not a curated record. The transcript has 8 exons.